Molecule: messenger RNA, 501 nt
Organism: Exophiala spinifera
Lineage: Eukaryota; Fungi; Ascomycota; Eurotiomycetes; Chaetothyriales; Herpotrichiellaceae
Product: ribosomal protein L13
Exons: 2
Coding region: 1-501 (166 amino acids)
Biological process (GO): negative regulation of translation; translation
Cellular component (GO): ribosome; mitochondrial large ribosomal subunit
Molecular function (GO): mRNA binding; structural constituent of ribosome
Source: RefSeq, a predicted model, not a curated record
AUGUCGCAAACCGUGGGCAAGACUCGUCUUGCCUACUCUCGAACAUGGCAUUAUAUCGACAUUGGCAGUGAUACAAGGUCGCUGGGCCGAGUUGCAUCCUCGAUAGCGACAUUCUUGAUGGGCAAGCACAAACCGAUCUGGGAUCCUUCAACAGACUGCGGAGACUACGUGGUAGCAGUCGGGUGUCACGAUUUACAUGUUACCGGCAAGAAACGACAACAGAAACAAUACUACACACACAAUACACGACCCGGAAGUCUCAAGCAAAUGAGCAUGGAGCGGAUGAUUGAGAAAUGGGGCGGGGGAGAAGUUCUCAAGAAAGCUGUGAGAGGAAUGCUGCCCAAAAACCGGCUCAGAGACAAGCGGUUAGCCAGAUUAAAAGUUUUCGAAGGUACGGCGCAUCCCUACCGUCAGAACAUUGUCAGAUUUGCCGGGGCACCGCACAAAGGCAAAGUGAUGGAAGCGAUUGAAGCAUCGAAAACCGCUUCAAGUACUUCGUGA